Molecule: messenger RNA, 240 nt
Organism: Loa loa (African eye worm)
Lineage: Eukaryota; Metazoa; Nematoda; Chromadorea; Rhabditida; Onchocercidae
Exons: 1
Coding region: 1-240 (79 amino acids)
Source: RefSeq, a predicted model, not a curated record
AUGCCACGAUGCACUUAUUCCUAUGCCUAUAGUCAAACAUUGAACAGAACAAGUUGUCCAGAUAUCCAUCCGUACACCCAAGCAUACACACACAUACACACAUACACACACACAUACACACACACACACACACACAUAUAUAUAUAUAUAUAUUCGUGUAUAGUCGAUCAGGAUCGUCAGAAGCAGCUGAUAGAUGCUCCGCCUUGCAUUAUUGAAAUAAUCCAAUGGACGAGAAAGUGA